This is a messenger RNA of Drosophila novamexicana, 1515 nucleotides long. Its product is annotated as myb-like protein Q. Bases 1 to 1515 code for a protein of 504 amino acids. The record is from RefSeq and is a predicted model, not a curated record. Lineage: Eukaryota; Metazoa; Arthropoda; Insecta; Diptera; Drosophilidae. The transcript is spliced from 3 exons.
AUGCAAUAUCAGCAGGAGGCGGCAGAGCAACAACAGCAACAAGAACAACAUCCGCUGCUGUCAGCCAUUUCCGGAAAUAAUUAUGCCUUACCUGCCUGGCACUUUGGCCUAGUCGUGUGCGUGUGUGUGUGUGUGCUGUUUGUUUGUGCUUGUCUCGCAAUUUGUUGCACUUACUCACACUCAGCCUGCAAUUUGAAUUCUUGCAGCGAUACCCAGCGUGCCCAUUACCCCUGGCAACACCAGCAGCAGCUCUAUCAGAAUCCCUAUCUCCAUUAUGGACGACCACUGUGGGGCGCUGGCAGCAACCACAACGGUGCUUAUGCCAGCGCAGCCGGCGGCCAUUCGGGCUAUGGCAUGGAGCCAUCGAUGGAGUAUGAGAUGCAGCAUACGCCACCCUCUGGCAGCUAUUCUUCCUAUCAGCCUAGCGGUGGGAGCGCUCCUGCUCAUCCGCCGCAUCCGCCUCAGUCGUCGCCGCCGCCGCAUCCACCGCAUCCGCCUCAAUAUUAUGCGCCCAAAUCGCCACCCACCACGGCUGCCACCAAGAAGAAAAAGAGCUCCAGCUCUGUGAUGUCGGCGCUGACGCUGCUCUCGUUCUUCUUUUUCGUGAAUAUGUUGCAGAGCUGCAUCAAGGAGCAUAUCUCGGAUAUCAACCCCACCGUGAUGGUGCUCACAUCGUCGGGCAGUCGCAAUCGCUUCAAUAAAUUAGCUGAAAUGAACUCACGCGAACAAACCUCAUCGCCGGCAUCCACAAAAGCAUCGGAAUCGGCGGCAUCUUGGCAGCAACAGCAGCAGCCUGCAUUGGUGCCAGCAACCAGUUCCGCCGUGUUGCCCGUCAUUGUUACACCAGCUGUGACGUUGCAUACGCCGUAUAGCAGUGGUCUGGUGACUAAUAAGCCAGCUUCGCAUACCCAUUCGUAUCAGCAAUCGCCGCUGUCGCAUCCACAACAACAUUCUCAUCAUCAUCAUCAGCAGCAGCCGCAGCAGCAGGAGCAACAGCACCAACAUCAUGAUGAUGAUUAUUAUAACGUGCAUCGCACGCCCUCAUCUUCCGCCGAUUUCUAUCCUAAUCGCACACACAUUGACCAGUCGUUGCGCCCCGACUUCAACGCCAACACGGACGCCGGCUCGGACUCAGACUCGGACUAUUAUCAGCAUCACUAUUACCCGGAAAGGGAGCGUCAUCGGCAUCAUUACAUGGACAGCGGCUGGGUGUUUGGCGCCAAUGGUAACUCGUAUUCGCAGUCGCAUUCGCAUCCGCAUCCGUAUUCGCAUGCAGCUGGCAACAAACGUUACUCAUCUUCAGCUUCGUUGGGCGCUCAGUCGGGCGUGAGCUCUUACUCGGAUAAUGCGCGGUACAGGCAUGCCGAUGCCGAUGCCGAUGCUGUUGAUGAUAAUGAUGAUGAUUAUGAUCAACGCUACAACUACAACCACAACAACCAGCGGCAUCGUAAUGAAGCUGCUGACCGAAGUCUACAACGUCCCAUCGGCGAUUCUUUCUACACGCGCAACAAUUGA